Arabis nemorensis is the source of this 303-nucleotide messenger RNA. The record is from the annotation of a GenBank genome assembly. Lineage: Eukaryota; Viridiplantae; Streptophyta; Magnoliopsida; Brassicales; Brassicaceae.
AUGGAUCACGCUGUUCUGUUUGUAGAAAAUGGUGAAGGUCUUCAAGUUCUUCAAUACCAAGUUGGCCAGAAGUAUAAGCCUCACUAUGACUAUUUCUUAGAUGAGUUCAACACCAACUACGGAGGACAGCGAAUAGCUAUGGUAGUUAUGUACCUGUCGGAUGUUGAUGAUGGUGGCGAGGCUGUGUUCCCUGCAGCAAAAGGAAACAUUAGUGAAGUCCCGUGGUGGAAAGAGCUCUCAAAAUGUGGCAAAGGACUCUCUGUUCUACCAAAGAAGCGAGAUGCUUUAUUUUUCUUCAACUGA